AUGGUACAAGUGGAAAGCAAGGCCACCAUCCAACAUGUCGAGAAGAUCGAAUCCGACCCUCCCCUUAUGAAAGGCAAAACCUCUCUUCUAGCAGAUAUCAAGCAAUCGCCGAAGGUUGCCGGAUAUUGUCUGGCCCUCACGUCAGGCAUCAUACUGUACGGCUAUGACUUGGCCAUUGUGUCCAACGUCUCCUCCAUGCCAGAGUUUCAGCGCGACUUCGGUCGCAAACUUAACGGCCAUUUAAUCAUUCCGUCCCUCUGGCUGGGUCUCUGGAACGUCGCGAACCCUAUCGGAGGCUUAUUCGGUGCCCUCAUCGGAGGCUACGUGCAAGACCGCCUAGGCCGUCGCUCUUCCCUGGCGCUCGCAAGCAUCGUAUCGGCGAUAGGCGUUGCAAUCGCCUAUGUAUCGAACCUCCCAGCUGGGAUCGAUGGCCGGCGAUCGGUCUUCUUCGUGGCCAAGCUCAUUCAGGGCUACGCUGUCAAUAUGCUAAUGUGCACAGCACAAACAUACAUGUCAGAGAUCUUAACUGCCACACUGCGCGGACCAAUCCUAGCAUUCUUCCCUCUCUUCACGCUACUAGGCCAGCUCUUCGGCAGCGUCGUCGUCUUCACAUCUGUAAAGGAGAAAGGCCCCAGCGGCUACCUGAAAUGCUUCAUCUCAGAAUGGCCCUUCUCAGCUCUCCCCCUUCUCGUCUCCAUUUUCCUCCCAGAGAGCCCUACCUGGCUCAUCCGGCGAAACCGAAUAGAUGCAGCCCGAAAAGCGCAGCGCCGACUUGAUUCCUCAAACGUAGACUCAGACGCAUCCCUCGAGAAACUGCGCUCAUCCAUCCGCCACGAAGACGAAGAAGCCCAAAACCACGCAGCCACCUACCUCGAGUGCUUCCGAGGCAACAACCGACGCCGGACAAUGAUCGUGCUAUUCGCUAGUAUGAUCCCCCAGCUCUUCGGUCUAACCCUCAUCGCAAAGUCCAGCUAUUUCCUUCAGAUCGUCGGCAUGGAGGCAACCGCCAGCCUCAUGUUUCUGGAGGUAGGCAUCGCGCUUGGCCUGGUCGCUAACAUUGUCAGCAUGUGGACCUUAUCCCGGUUCAAUCGCGUGCCGCUUAUACUGUUCGGUUUGGCUACCUCAACGUUUCUGUGGACUGGCAUGGGCAUCUUAGGCUUUUUCAAAGGCACUGUUACCAUCUGGUGGUCCGCCGUCACAAUGAUGCUUGUGACCAGCCUCUGCGGCGCAACAGCCUGGCCCGCGUCCUAUGCCGUGGGCGCCGAAGCAUCUGCGCUCCGGCUGCGGGCCAAAUCACAGGGCUUGGGGUGGGUGUUGAGCGGGUUUUCGAACGGGGUCUUCGGUCUUGUCUUGCCGUAUAUUUUCAAUCCUGACCAGGGUGAUCUACGCGGGAAGACGGGGUUCGUGUAUACUGGUUUGGGUCUCCUGUCGCUGGCGGCGACGUGGUACAUCGUGCCUGAGAUGAAGGACCGAACGCCGAUUGAAAUUGAUCGGAUGUUUGAAUUGCACCUUCCUGUGCGGGAUUUUAAGACUUGGACGUUAAGCAAUGAGAGAGCCUCGGGUUCUUCGGAUGGUCAGCCUGCGACUCCUGUGUAG
Molecule: messenger RNA, 1596 nt
Organism: Aspergillus alliaceus
Lineage: Eukaryota; Fungi; Ascomycota; Eurotiomycetes; Eurotiales; Aspergillaceae
Product: general substrate transporter
Exons: 3
Coding region: 1-1596 (531 amino acids)
Biological process (GO): transmembrane transport; carbohydrate transport
Cellular component (GO): membrane
Molecular function (GO): carbohydrate:proton symporter activity
Source: RefSeq, a predicted model, not a curated record